CACCACAGGAAGCAAUGGGGGGCAGAGUCUGGGAAAUCUGUUUGUUUCUAAAUAAACCAUGUACUCCCAGUGAGCAGCAGUGCGUGGGGUUGGUUAGAGUAACUAUUAGCUGGUUACUAAUUGAUCCCAGAGCAAGAGGGGUCAGGCACACGGUGCUGCAGCUGCUCACUACAUGCAGUGUCUGUGCUACUUUCCUGUGUCCCACUAUGGACUCUGAAUCUUAUUACCUGGGGUUUGACUUCAGCACACAGCAGCUAAAGGUAAUUGCAAUUAAUGAGGACCUGCAAGUUGUUCAUGAAGAUAACGUCCAAUUUGAUAGAGAUUUACCAGAGUUUGGGACACAAGGUGGCAUUCAUACUCACAGGGAUAAACUGACUGUCACAUCUCCAGUGUUAAUGUGGGUUAAGGCCCUGGACAUGAUCCUGGAUAGACUGAAAUCAUCCGGAUUAAACCUUGGCAGAGUCAGAGCUCUAUCAGGUACAGGGCAGCAACAUGGCAGCGUCUACUGGAAAAAAGGAACAAGGGACCAGCUGCAGCAUUUAAAUGCAGCCCUUCCUCUUCACAGCUUGUUAGAGGCAUGUUUUUCCAUCAUGGAUAGUCCAAUAUGGAUGGAUUCCAGCACUUCCACAGAAUGUCGCCACCUGGAGGAAGCUGUUGGUGGGGCACAGGAACUAGCCAACAUCUCUGGAUCCCGUGCAUAUGAGCGCUUUACAGGAAAUCAGAUUGCUAAAGUUUUUCAUCAGAAUGCAGAGGUUUACUCGCAGACAGAGAGGAUUUCUUUAGUUAGCAGUUUUGCAGCGUCGCUUUUUCUCGGGGAUUAUGCGCCAAUCGAUUACAGCGACGGUUCUGGCAUGAAUUUAUUAAACAUUCGUGAAAAGAUUUGGUCAGAGAUGUGUCUGGACGCCUGUGCCCCUAAUCUGAAGGAGAAAUUAGGAUCAGUUGUCCCCUCCAGCUCAGUCCUGGGGUCAGUUUCCUCAUAUUACGUCCAUCGUUACGGAUUCAGCCGUGAGUGUAAAAUUGUGGCUUUUACCGGGGAUAACCCAGCUUCUUUAGCAGGAAUGAGGCUGCAGCGAGAUGAUAUAGCGGUCAGUCUUGGAACAAGUGAUACGCUCUUCCUUUGGAUUCAAGAUCCUACUCCUGCGUUGGAAGGUCACAUCUUCUGCAAUCCUGUUCAGCACCAAGACUACAUGGCUCUGCUAUGUUUUAAAAAUGGCUCCCUGAUGAGAGAGAAGAUUAGAGACGACUGCUCAUCGGGCUCCUGGGAAGUCUUUUCUCAAGUGCUCACAUCCACUCACCCUGGAAACAAUGGAAAUAUAGGCUUUUACUUUGACGCUAUGGAAAUCACUCCGCAAGCUAUAGGUGUCCAUAGGUUCAAUUCUGACAGCCAGAAGUUUUCAGAAUUCCCAAAGGAUGUGGAGAUCCGGGCAUUGAUCGAAGGGCAGUUUAUGGCCAAGAGGAUUCAUGCUGAAAGGCUGGGGUAUAAAAUCAUGCCUCAAACAAGAAUUCUAGCUACAGGAGGGGCGUCCAGGAAUCAAGAUAUAUUGCAGGUCCUGUCAGAUGUAUUCAAUGCCCCCGUGUACACCAUCGCCACGGCCAACUCUGCUUGUCUGGGCUCUGCAUACCAAGCCGCUCAUGGUCUUACAGUAGAGACAUCGGUAUCACCCUUCGCCGAAAGUCUGAAAUCAUCUGAAGGACAUCAGUUAGCAGUCACCCCAAGACCAGGAGCUGACAAGAUCUAUGGAGCUCUGUUAAAGCGAUACGCUGAGUGUGAAAAUGCCGUGGUUCGCGGAUCGCAGAGCAGAUGCCGAAACUGACACGCGAACACGGAAAUGGAAAUUUAUGGGAAUACGACUCAAGAUACAUUCUACAAUGGAGACGUUAGGUUAGGAAUCAAUCGCUGGGAACUGAGCAUCUUCUAUGGAAUGCCAGUAAUAAACACUUCUAAUUACUGGUAUGGGAUCUGUUAUCCUGAAACCCAUUAUGCAGAAAACUCUGAAUUAUGGAAAUGCCAUAUUUUAUCCAAAUAAUCCCAAUUUUUAAAAGUGAUUUCCUUUUUCUGUGUAAUAAUAAAACAGUAGCUUGUA
Messenger RNA from Xenopus laevis (African clawed frog), 2084 nucleotides. It is a transcript of the gene xylb.L, whose product is annotated as xylulokinase homolog (H. influenzae) L homeolog. Gene Ontology annotation, cellular component: cytoplasm; cytosol. Gene Ontology annotation, biological process: D-xylose metabolic process; carbohydrate metabolic process; xylulose metabolic process. The record is from RefSeq and is marked validated. NCBI's taxonomy places the organism in Eukaryota, Metazoa, Chordata, Amphibia, Anura, Pipidae. Gene Ontology annotation, molecular function: kinase activity; D-xylulokinase activity.